UCAUUAUUAUAUGAUUAAUAUACUCUUUGAAUGUCAUUUACUCAUGUUUACAUCGAACAUAUUAAAAUUGCUUCGUUAUUAUUUAUCAAACGCACAAUAUUAUUAAAAAUCCGCCAUGGAUAAUGCCAACCACCUUCCAUUCGCGACAACAUGAAGCCAUAAAAUUACAAAAUAACUUAACACCAAGCCAUUUUCUUUAUUGUUUUGUGUUAAGUUAUAACUCCUAGAAAAACUAACAUGAAAUAGUCUACCAUAAAUAAUCAAUACCGAACAAUAAUUCUCAUUCAUCCAUUACACCAUAUCAGAAAAACGAUAAAAAUUACAAAAUGGAGAAACAAGGUGAAUACUUAGAAGAGGACCAAAGCACAAUUUCACUGUUUAGAAGGAACAAAAAGACUCCCCACGCUUGUUAUGUCUUGACCAACCCCCCUGCACCAUACCGAUACCAUAAGCUACUUCUGGACACCCAACCAAAAGUAUACAACUCUAUUAUUGAUCAAUAUUAUUGCCCAACCCACCAUUCGCCAACACAUUCUUACUAUGAAGAAGUCAACAUGGCAGAAAAGAAGCAUAAAAUAAAAUCACGAUAUUUGGACUUUUACUACAAAAAUCUAUACGAAAGAGAACAAUCGGCAACUUGCGAUUGUUGCCCGCAUUUUGCUUAUUCAAAUAUGAUAAACCAAAACUGGGCAUCAUGUGAAUCAACUCCAAUACCAAUAUCCUUCGGUGAAGAUCAAAGUCCUGUUCAGGAGACGACCGUGAAACACAAGCGAAACGAUACGAAGUCACGGUAUAUGGAUUAUCUUAAGAAUAAAAAUGAACCGAUGGAAGAAAUAAGAUACAAAAUCCAGACACCAAAAUACUCAUAUUAUGAAAGCUUCAAUACUAUUCCUGUAUAUAGAAGUAGGAAGGACCAGGGUAAUUACAGCAAAGAAAACAAAAAUGCUUGUUACGUCAUAAGCCCACGUGCACAAACUCUGUACUAUGACGAUCCAGACAGGCGAUCAAGAUUAUUCAACUACAUUAUGGAUCAAGACUAUCCGAUGAAACAGCUGCCAACCCAUUAUGAAGAAGAAGAAGACUUGAAAGAAAGUCCUUCCAUGCAAUCUCGUUACAUGAAUUUUAACCAUCAAAGUCAAGAUGAGAAGAAAGAAUUAACUAAGUGUGUUUCACCCACACAUUCUUGUGGUGAAGAAGAGUUUAAAGAAAACCUUUCCGUGAAACCUCGUUACAUGAAUUUUAACCACCAAAAUCAAGAUGAGAAGAAAGAAUUAGCUAAGUGUGUUUCACCGACACAUUCCUGUAGUGAAGAAGAGUUUAAAGAUAAUCUUUCCGCGAAACCUCGUUGCACGGAUUUUAACCAUCAAUGUCAAUAUGAGGAGAACGAUGAUAUGGAUGUAGACUUGGAAAGAAAAACUUGGAAGGACAUACCUAUAAAAUCUCGUUACAUGGAUUUUUACUACAAAAAUCAAAAUGAAAGAAAAGAAUCGGCUGCUGGCGAAUAUAGUUUAGAUGCAUCUGAUUCAAAUCCACACUACAAUUGUCCACACGAAGCUACCGAAACAGAUUUAAGUGAUCAGUGUCCUACUAGCAAGACGAAUGAUACGCCCAGAACUAAUGUAAUCAAAUCACGGUAUAUGGACUGGGAAAAAGACCGAUCGUCUGAAGUAAUAAAAGCAGAUCCAAUAAAAGCUUCUCAACUCGACUGGAAAGAUUACCAUCGAUUGAACACAAUACACAAGUUUUUGGAUGACAUGCAAUACAGUCGUCCUUCUAUUUGCACUACCGGUGUCAUCGGAUCGUCGCUAGAAAACCGGGAUCUUAAGGUUCUGAAAGUGUCCAACAGUAACGUCGGGAACGCAAGCGUGUGGAUCGACGCCGGCAUACAUGCGCGUGAGUGGAUCGCGCCCGCCGUCAACACGUAUAUCAUAAACUACGUCGUCCAAAACUUUGAUGAGCUACCCGACUACAUGGCGAACAAGGAUUGGUAUUUUCUCCCAGUAAUGAAUCCAGACGGCUACGAAUUUUCUCACACUAACUAUCGAAUGUGGCGCAAAAACAAAGCAUGGCACGGCAGGGAAUGCUUGGGCGUUGAUCUUAACAGGAAUUUUAGUUUUGGCUGGGGCGGUAAAGGCUCAUCAGACGAGCCAAAGAGUCCCUUUUACCAUGGUCCUCGCCCAUUCUCAGAACCGGAAUCAAGAGCUGUAAGAGAUAUGUUACAAUCAUCCGGAAUUAAAUUCAAAGUAUACAUAACAUUACACAGCUUCGGAGAAGUUAUCUUAUUUCCGUUUGCUUAUCGAGAUGAGCUCUGCCCAGACUACGUCCGUCUAUUAGAAGGGGCCACUGUUAUGUCUAAGGCUAUCUAUGCGACAAGUGGAAACAUAUACAAAGUUGGCAUUUCUCGGGAUGUCAUGUACGGUGCCGCCGGCACCAGCUGUGACUGGAGCUACGGACAAGCCAAGAUACCUUUCUGCUACCUUCUAGAGCUUAGAAGCAAGAAACACAAGUUUAGAUUGCCACAGAUAGAAAUAGAAGAGACAGGCAAAGAAAUUCUGAGUUGUAUUAUGGCGUUGAUGAAGUUUGUAGAUAAUUAUGACUUGGAUGGUAACUUUAUUGAAAACCCGACAAUAUGAAUACGUAAUUAAUAAAGUCAGUAAAGUUAUUUUUAGUCAGUAUACCAUUA
This is a messenger RNA of Cydia pomonella (codling moth), 2683 nucleotides long. RefSeq lists its product as uncharacterized. Gene Ontology annotation, molecular function: zinc ion binding; metallocarboxypeptidase activity. The record is from RefSeq and is a predicted model, not a curated record. The transcript is spliced from 7 exons. NCBI's taxonomy places the organism in Eukaryota, Metazoa, Arthropoda, Insecta, Lepidoptera, Tortricidae. Bases 327 to 2633 code for a protein of 768 amino acids. Gene Ontology annotation, biological process: proteolysis.